Messenger RNA from Abrus precatorius (Indian licorice), 942 nucleotides. RefSeq names its product chorismate mutase 3, chloroplastic. Gene Ontology annotation, cellular component: cytoplasm. Gene Ontology annotation, biological process: chorismate metabolic process; aromatic amino acid biosynthetic process. Gene Ontology annotation, molecular function: chorismate mutase activity. NCBI's taxonomy places the organism in Eukaryota, Viridiplantae, Streptophyta, Magnoliopsida, Fabales, Fabaceae. The transcript has 6 exons. The coding region runs from base 1 to 942 and encodes 313 amino acids. The record is from RefSeq and is a predicted model, not a curated record.
AUGGAGGCAUCGUUGCGCUUACAUCAACCUCACCAUGGAACCAAAGCCAUUUCCCAUCUUCCUUCCAAAGCCACCAUUUUUCUCCUCAAGAACUCUCUUUUCAUUAAAGGGUGUCGCUCUCUUCAACUUCGAGCUGCUGCUUCUUCGUUUCCAAUAAGACAUUCAGGUAAAAAGAGGGUGGAUGAGAGUAAAAGCUUGACUUUAGACAGCAUCAGGCACUCUUUGAUUAGGCAGGAGGAUAGCAUAAUAUUCAGUCUAUUGGAGAGAGCUCAGUAUUGUUAUAACGCAGAUACAUAUGACAAUGAUGCAUUCUUCAUGGAUGGUUUUAAUGGAUCUUUGGUUGAGUACAUUGUCUGGGAAACUGAAAAGCUUCAUGCACAGGUGGGCAGAUACAAAAGCCCAGAUGAGCAUGCUUUCUUCCCUGAAGACUUACCUAAGCCAAUGCUUCCACCUUUGCAGUAUCCACAGGUUCUGCAUCACUGUGCUGAUUCCAUCAAUAUAAACAAUAAAAUUUGGAAUGUGUAUUUCAAAGAUCUCCUCCCAAGAUUGGUAAAAGCAGGAGAUGAUGGUAACUGUGGAUCUGCUGCUGUUUGUGACACUCUUUGCUUGCAGGCUCUCUCAAAAAGAAUCCACUAUGGAAAAUUUGUUGCUGAGGCAAAGUUUCAAGAAGCCCCUUCUGUAUAUGAAGCUUACAUUAAAGAGAAAGACCAGAAACGGUUGCUGGAGUUGUUGACAUAUGAAACUGUGGAGGCAUCGGUCAAGAAGAGAGUAGAAAUGAAGGCAAGGACAUAUGGCCAGGUGGUGAAGAUCAAUGAAACAGGUGAUGUAGCUGAUCCUGUAUAUAAAAUCAAGCCAAGUUUGAUUGCAAAUCUUUAUGGAGAUUGGAUAAUGCCUCUCACAAAAGAAGUGCAGAUAGAAUACCUGUUGAGAAGACUUGACUAA